GUAUCCCGAUGCGCAACGCGGCUCGCAGGCGCGCCACCGACUCGCUUUCAUCUGGCGGAGGCGGCUGGUAACCCAUGGUGCGAUGUUGCGGCGGAAACCGACCCGGCUCGAACUGAAGCUGGACGACAUCGAAGAGUUUGAGAGCAUGAAGAAGGAGCUGGAAAAUCAGAAAAAGCAACAGCGAGAGGAAGGAGAAAUGGUGAGUUCCAGUGAUGUUGACAGUGCAAAUGGAGCAAGAGAUGAGGCUAAAGUGCGAGAGAAGAUAAACGAGCGAAUUGGAUAUCGGCCAAAUUCUCACGUCAACAAACCUUUCUCUUUGUUUGGGAAUCUCCACUGACAGAUGCCGUAUUAUCGGGGUACAAGUUCAGAAUCUGUACCCGAUUUGUUUGGGAUUGUGAACUCAAGGACGUGCAAAGGCCUGUGUCAGAGUAAACUUGGUGCACGACUGGUCUUUCAGUGAGGGUGGCAUUGAUUGUGAUUAAAAUGGAGUGAAACUCACUGA
Mobula hypostoma (lesser devil ray) is the source of this 502-nucleotide messenger RNA. It is a transcript of the gene cdc26, whose product is annotated as cell division cycle 26 homolog. The transcript has 2 exons. Bases 83 to 337 code for a protein of 84 amino acids. Gene Ontology annotation, biological process: protein K11-linked ubiquitination; anaphase-promoting complex-dependent catabolic process; regulation of mitotic cell cycle. Gene Ontology annotation, cellular component: anaphase-promoting complex. The record is from RefSeq and is a predicted model, not a curated record. NCBI's taxonomy places the organism in Eukaryota, Metazoa, Chordata, Chondrichthyes, Myliobatiformes, Myliobatidae.